AUGGCUGGGCAUCAAGAAUAUUACGGCAAUCAACAGCAAUAUGGAUAUCAGCAAUAUCCGCCUCAUCAGCAACAACCACAAUAUCCUCCUCAGUACCAAUACAAUGCGCCGCCUACAUACGCGCCAGGUUACCCACCUCAGCAACAUGUCUACCGACACACUCCUCGCCAAAACUGGGCUGUUACGACAGCGCGAUCAUUCAACAUUGUCAUCCCAGUGGUCAUCAUUAUUCUCAGUAUCUGGUGGUCCAUUAGAUCGUCGACGUGUCCCAACAAUGCGCCUAUCGGGCACGAAUGCUCCUGGCGGUUAUGGGCCAGUCUUCCAGUUGCAUGUGUUGCGCUUCUAUGGGCCGUCGUGAUGAACAUCUCUGCGCGCCGCGCAACGCACUCAAUGUCCCAUGUCCCUGGUGUCGUCAACGCAGCUGUAGAGCUCAUCAUUGCGCUCGGCGCUACGGCAUGCUUUUCGAUUCUCAUCUACCACAUUCAGAACUACGUUGUCUGGGGUAGGACCUCAGAGGCAAUAAUGAUUGCUAUGCUGGUGAUACUAGCGCUCGUCAGCUAUGUUCUUUUUGCGUGGUCGAUUUAUGAGAUGAGGUAUUAUCGAAAGCAGAGGGAGAAUGUGAACAGUCAUAUUCCCAUCUGA
Fusarium coffeatum is the source of this 642-nucleotide messenger RNA. RefSeq lists its product as uncharacterized. Bases 1 to 642 code for a protein of 213 amino acids. The transcript has 3 exons. NCBI's taxonomy places the organism in Eukaryota, Fungi, Ascomycota, Sordariomycetes, Hypocreales, Nectriaceae. The record is from RefSeq and is a predicted model, not a curated record.